Molecule: messenger RNA, 1665 nt
Organism: Durusdinium trenchii
Lineage: Eukaryota; Dinophyceae; Suessiales; Symbiodiniaceae
Source: the annotation of a GenBank genome assembly
AUUAAUUGAAGCUGCAAACAGCAACGCUUGCCAUGGCUACUGCCGGCGGCCGUGAGGAUGCAGAAGUGGACGAAGUAUUGGAGUGGAUUCCGGAGCGUAGAGGGGAAGUACUUCCAAUUCUUGCUGUGACUUCAGCAAACUACAAACAGGUGUUUUCCUUUUGGGAGUCGUCUCUGAGAACCCUUGGCUAUCCCAGGCACAAGAUUCACGUGGUGGACCUGGGGGAGUUGCCCGGGCCUCAUGGCUACUGCACCGACUCUUGGCGCUUUGCCAUUGACCGGCAACUUCAAGAGGUUGUAAGCUGGAUCGGGAAUCAUUUCGACGAGUACUUUAUUCACACGGACACGGACAUUCAAUUCUUCCCACACUUCAUGCAUUUGCAAUGUGAGUGGCUUAAAUGGAUGAAGGAGGAAGGCCUAGACAUGAUCUUUAUGCGGGAGCGGACGGAGGUGAUUCCGGAUCUUCGAUGUGGGGAGGUAAACGCUGGCUUUUGCCUGCUGCAUUGCAAUUCCCGCACCAGGUGUUUCUGGCAGAAAGUUUUGCAGGAGGAACAGGCAUUUCCCAAGAUGGAUGGAUAUCCGCCUUAUACAGAUCAGUUCCAUUUGAACCGUGGUCUUCAGCAUCGGCUUGGUGCUUUUCCACAGGAAGGAGCUUUUGGUGUGCGAUGGGCGACUAUUCCAGACUUUCAGUGCAUUUGGGGGAUGCCUUCUGACGAGGUUAACUCUGCUGCUUUUCAUCAUGCAGUGAAUACACAGGACAAAGUGGCAUUGCUGAGGUCGGUGCGGGAGAAGGUCCGUUUGCAACAACCUUUGGUGGCGAGGGGCUUGAGCGGCUUGAGCGGCAUCGAGCUGCAGGAGCAGAUUCAUCGGCUAGCUGAUGCCGUUGCAGGCCUUCGUGGUUCAAAGCAACAGUGGAAUCCAAGUGACGUGAAGGCGAUUCGGCGGCUGUUGCAAGAAGUUGAGGCUCUGGCAGAGGCUGUGCUGCCUGGCUCGGUGUGUGCCGAUUGCGGUUUCAAAACUCACUGGAGGCGCCUGAGGUGCCAGAUGAAUCGCAUAGCGACAGCGGUUGCCAAGCAGUUCUUUGCUCACUAUUUAUAGGUUCAUGAUAGCAAUUUCCUCAUAUCUUAAAUUGAUAUAUAUAUAUAAACAACACGAGACUCAGCAGAAGACUCAACCAGAAAGGAGGACUCAGAACCAAACUUCAAAAACAAGAACUAAAUGGAAAAACCAACAAAUCUACUGUACAUUGAUUGUUCUUAUUUGGUUUUUCUUUGAGUCUGGAUUUGUUUUCUUAUUUUGUAUGGAUUUGUUUAUGUAUGUUUUUCUUUGUCCUUUUCUUGAGUGUCAGUUUGUUUUUGUUUUGUUGUUCUUUCUUUUUUAGAGUCUCUCCUUUUUGGUCAUUCUUGAUUUGUUUUUCCUUUUUUCCUUGAUUUUGGACCUGUCUGAUAAAUUCGUGUUCACAAUGAUAGGUGGAGUGGUGGAAUCGGCCAGUGUGCGACUUGCUGGCUGAAGUGGUGCAGAGGCCUUCAAGAACAUGCCAGGACCCAUUAUUGUGGUUCCUGGGAAGUGAGUGCAGAUCAAAGCAUGGCAGAAUGGAAAAGUGAUGAAAAGUGCCGCGCUAGCUUCACUGCCAAACUGACAAGUGGUUGAUGGGAUCUUGGUGUAA